This is a messenger RNA of Conger conger (European conger), 2522 nucleotides long. RefSeq names its product N-myc downstream regulated 1b (gene ndrg1b). Gene Ontology annotation, cellular component: cytoplasm. Gene Ontology annotation, biological process: signal transduction. The record is from RefSeq and is a predicted model, not a curated record. The coding region runs from base 229 to 1302 and encodes 357 amino acids. NCBI's taxonomy places the organism in Eukaryota, Metazoa, Chordata, Actinopteri, Anguilliformes, Congridae. The transcript has 15 exons.
AGAUGGACCGAGAGCAAAGAAAUAAACAACACUCUGGGCUAUUGCACAACAGAAACAGCUGGAUAGAAGAGGCACAAAGUGGGCUGGGUCGUCCCCCGCGACAGAAGCAGAUAAAAAGUAAAGAAAGUUCUAGUGGCACAGAGAGAACGCGAUUUGUUUUGAAGAACCGAUUUCAGUGUUCCAGUUAAGGGCUUUUUGUGACGUUCUUCCCAGACUGAACAGGGGCUGAUGGAGUCUGUUCAACAGCUAGUGGAGCACGAUGUGGAGACCCAGUAUGGCAAGCUCCACUGCACCAUGAAAGGGGUCCCAAAGAGGAACCGGCCUGUCAUCCUUACCCUCCACGACAUCGGACUGAACCACAAGUCCUGCUUCAACCCCCUCUUCAACCAUGAGGACAUGCAGGAGAUCAUGCGUCACUUCGCUGUGUGCCACGUGGAUGCCCCAGGGCAGCAGGAGGGUGCUGCCAGCCUCUCCACAGGGUACAACUACCCCUCCAUGGACCAGCUGUCCGAGUCUCUCGUGUCGGUCCUCAAGCAUUUCGGACUGAGCAGCAUCAUCGGGGUAGCGGUCGGUGCCGGGGCCUACAUGCUGGCUAAAUUUGCUCUGCACCACCCGGACCUGGUGGAGGGCCUGGUUCUGAUCAACAUCAACGCCUGUGCUGAGGGCUGGAUGGACUGGGCUGCAUACAAGAUCACCGGUUGGGCUCAAGCAUUGCCUGAGAUGGUCAUCACACACCUGUUUGGAAAGGAGGAGAUCCACAACAACCACGAGGUUAUCCAGACCUUCCGUCACCACAUCACCAACAACAUGAACCAGACCAACCUUCAGCAUUUCGUCAGGUCCUACAACAGCCGCAGGGAUCUGGAGAUUGUGCGACCAGCCCAGGGAGGAAAUGUUAACGUGAAGAGUCUGCAAUGCCCUGCUCUUCUGGUGGUAGGAGACAGCUCACCUGCAGUUGAUGCAGUGGUGGACUGCAAUUCCAAACUGAACCCCACAAAAACUACACUGCUCAAGAUGGCAGACUGCGGAGGCCUUCCACAGGUGGAUCAGCCUGGAAAACUGACAGAGGCCUUCAAGUACUUCAUCCAGGGCUUGGGCUACAUGGCCGCCGUCAGCAUGACCAGACUGGUGCGCUCACGCACGGCCUCGGACUCCAGCAUGGCGUCCACCGGGAGCCGCGGCCGCUACGAGGGCGGCAGGGGCCAGGGCCAGCGGGGCCGCUCCCACACCGACGUCUCCAUGGAGAGCGCCAGCAACCUGGCCCUGGAGCAGACCCUGCGGCCCAGCGAGGUGUCCUGCUAAAGCCCAGACCCCUGCCUGUACUGACCCGUGAGAGUCCCUAACCUCUCCCGUCCCACGCAACGGAAGAGGCCCUCAUUGUCACCCCUGCUGAAACGGCUCCAGCUAGGUUUUGAAACCGCUGGUAGCUGGUCAAGACAACCUAGCAUUACUGAUUGACCAGCUCAUAACCAGCUAUACCAGCUUUAUGAGCAGUUUGGCCAUGCUGGUUGACCAGCUCAUACCCAGCUAGACCAGCUUAUGACCAGCAUUUUACAGCACAGACAGUUAAUUAUACCAUUUUAUACUCUGUAUAUAUACAUAUGAUAUGUAUAUGCUUGAAAAUUGAGCAACAUGUCCCUUCUGCUAGAGCAGUCCUGGUAUAGAUGGGCUUGGGGAGUGGAAAUCAGUACAGGCUGGAGAGCUCUCUCUUUCUUUAAAACCUGUUUCUCUGCUUCUGCACUUUGUCCGCUUGUCUCAGUGUCCACUGCUGGCGUUGCUUUGCUUUCUCUAAUUCUGCACAAGCUCAUGGUUUAAAAAUGUGUGUCCUGACAGUCUGCCGUUUUAGCAGCAGAGUUUUGUACAGAGUGUGUGAUGUGAGUGGCCGGAUGCAUUUUAAGUGUGCUUAAAGGAUUUCUCAAAAUAACGGCAACUGCUUCUCAUUAAACUCGCAGGAUUGAAGUAGUUUUGAGAUUUUAAAUGUGGGACUAUGAUAACAUGUGCUUUAGAUUGCUGUUAAUAUUGUUUUUAAACCUGAUGCUUUUUAGAUCAGUACCUUACUGAACUGAUUAUACUCAUUGUAUUUGAGUUAUUUAAAAAAGUUAUUUAACUUUUUCAGUAAAGCAUUAAAGCUUAUUGUGUCAAAAAUAAAAAUACAAAAACUGUAUUGUUAAGCUUGUUUUGUAAUUGUGUUGAAAUUGCAAAUUAUAGUACCUACUUCUAGCAAUACUAAUGAUUAUAUAUUACUUCAGGCAGUGUUAUUGCUUGAGCCAUUGUUAUAAAUCCUAGUUUUCUAUACUAUGCAGCAGAACAAAAAGUGCCAUUGUUCUGUCAUUUAUAUGUGCACUUAAUGUCCCACUGCACUAUUUUAACAGAGCAAACUAAACCAAUGAUCGUACAGAAACAGGGUUAUUUCUGAAUGCUAAUUAAUUUACUGAUUGCUCUUUAACUUGCACUACAGGACCAUUGCUCUGUAAAGACUCAGAUUGGAAAAAAAUAAAAUGGAUAACUUGCUCCAGAAUGUG